Molecule: messenger RNA, 309 nt
Organism: Fusarium redolens
Lineage: Eukaryota; Fungi; Ascomycota; Sordariomycetes; Hypocreales; Nectriaceae
Product: Rhodanese-like domain-containing protein
Exons: 2
Coding region: 1-309 (102 amino acids)
Cellular component (GO): cytoplasm; nucleus
Molecular function (GO): protein tyrosine phosphatase activity
Source: RefSeq, a predicted model, not a curated record
AUGAGAAUUUGGCAGGGAGGAACAAUUCGUGGAUCUAUCAAUCUACCAGCGCAGAGCCUGUAUCCGGCCAUUCCAACUCUGUAUACUGUCUGCAAGGCAGCUGGCAUCCACACCAUUAUCUGGUACUGCGGAUCUUCUCAGGGACGCGGACCCCGAGCCGCCGGCUGGUUCAGAGACUAUCUUGCCAGCCAGGGCGAUAAAGAGACGCGAAGCGUCAUUCUGCGAGGCGGCAUUAAGGGCUGGGCGACAGCUGGCCGCGAGUACACAGAGUGGAUCGACGAGUAUGACGCCAGCAAGUGGAGCAAUUAG